UUGCCCUUAAUAAGUAGUAAUGGAUGCCGAGUGUCAUUUGUUGAAAUUCAAAUUGAAUUUGUUUAUAAACAUUACCUUACUUUUGAAAGUUGAAAGAUAACAUGGUUUCAUUGCGGAAGUACAAGAAGCUCCUUAAUUACAGUGGAGCUGCUGUUGUAUUUAUAGGCAGAAGCGGAUGGAUAACGUAUCAUAUAUACACAACCCGAUUAAAGCAUGCUUUUGGGACUACUCUCCUGAGGCCCCAUAAAACGAAACCAGAGUAUAUUUAUAUUACUGAUCCGAAGUUGAAAGAUGAUAUAAACUUGUUUGCUAGCAAAUGUAGUGAAAAAGAUGUAGAUCAGAUACUACCUUGGAAAUGGCUGGAAUCAUGGAGACAAUCACUUGCCUGGCGGUUACUCUCUGUUGCCAAAACUGGAGAUAAAUAUGAGAGACUAAAAGCAGUCAGAACUCUUGCUUCACUUAAAGAUCUUAAAGAUUCUGAUUUCUGUAACAUAGCUCAGUCAUGUGAUGCACGGACAGCUGUAGGAUUAGCACGAAGUGAUGGAGCUGAUCUGAAAUAUUUUCUGAAAUCAGUUUACGUAAAUUUGUAUCACAACAAGCAGGAUGUAAUUGACAGGUUGAAGCAGUUACUAAUAUCUCUGGACAAUAAAAGUAAUCACCACUGUUUGAGAUACUUGAUGGCAAAGACACUGCCAGAGUAUCAGCGACAGGACAGAAUAUUUGAUCCUGAAAUGUCUUCAAUAGAGCCAUCUCACACGGUGCUUAAAGAUGAUGAGCUAAUUCACAUAUGUGUUCAAAAUUUGUUGCACCAUUCAGCAAUUGAAGAUAAUGCAAAAGAUAUUGUAUUGGAAGGUGCAUUGCCACUGCUUAUUGGAGUUUAUAGGCAUUUCUUGAAUGACAGAGAAGUUGUGAUAGCCCUUGCAAAAUUGCUGUCAAAUAUAUCAUUUUACAAGGAGCACUUGAAUGAUAUUUUUCAGACUGGUUGGAUAGGUAUUCUAGCUCAAUGGUCUAGAGAUCCAGAUAUUCAAAUAUCAUCACCUGCAGUUAAGGCCCUUUACAAUUUGGAUGAAGAGUUUGAAGAUGGCAGAUUUCCUCGCAGUAUAUAUGUUCUUCAUCCUACUGUCCGUACCAUGCAUGUACCAAAAAUUGAUGUUGUAUUUAUCCAUGGUCUCUGGGGAGGGUUGUUUGUUACAUGGAGGCAGAGAGAUACUGAACAGAAGAAACAUAUUUUGAAAGUGGUAGAUCGGAACUCUUCACCAUUAAACUCAAGCCAUAGCAUUAGUGAUGAGAAAACAAGGGCAUUUCUGGAAGAAGUUACCGAACUCAAGCAAGAAGAAUGGAAUGAGAUAGGAAAUGAUUUUGAAGUAGUGAUGGAAGAUUGUCCAUUAAGUACCAAUAUAACUGCAUGUGGGCCAUAUUCUUUCACUGGUGAAAAGUGCCCAGAAUGCCAUGAAGAUAUGUACACACCAUGUUGGCCAAGAGACUGGCUUCCAAAAGAUUGCCCUUACCUGCGGAUAGUUGGUGUUAAUUAUGAUACAACAAUUUCCAGAUGGUCCCCAACAUGUCCUUCAGAAAAAAUAAAGUGUACACUGGACGACAGAAGUGAAGAAAUUAUGCAGAAAUUAAAGCUCGCUGGAGUCGGUCAGCGACCUGUUAUUUGGGUUACUCACUCUAUGGGAGGAUUGCUUGUGAAAAAAAUCCUUGUGAGAGCUUGGGAGAGUGGAGAUAGAAAUAUUUGCUAUAAAACUAAAGGCAUAGCUUUCUACAGUGUGCCACACUUGGGUUCACCACUUGCAGAGCUUACACAAGCCAUGCAGAUUCUACUGUGGCCGUCGGUUGAAGUACAAGAGUUAAGAAAAGAUUCUCCAGAGUUAAAAAGUCUCCAUCAAAAAUUCUUGCAGAUGCUCCCUCAUUUGCAAAUUCAAAUAAUAAGCUUUGCAGAAACAAAAUCUACUCUUGUUUCACCAUUGAGAUUGCAGUUUCAUUUUGUACCUGUUCCAUCUGCAGAUCCUGGAGUGGGUGAAAUAUUUGAAAUACCUCAAGAUCAUUUAUGUAUUUGCAAACCAGCAACACAGCAUUCAUUCCUGUACCAGAAGCUAGUAGAUUUAACUAAGAAAGUCGAACAAACAUAUUGUACCAUCAUGGAUUAUUAGAGAUUACUUGAUUUUCCUUCUUAGGAAAUGGACUAAAACUGAGUUUUCACUGCUGUGAGAUUGUUGGUGUGUUUCACAAGUGGAAAUUGAAAAUAUGUAAGGCUGUGUAAUUUGUCAGACCAAAUAAUUAGUAUAUAAUGUAUAUUAAAAUUUUUCUGUAACUAUGACAUUUCUUCUUAUCUUAUGAAAAAUAUAUAAACGUAUCUAUAUCUA
Schistocerca nitens (vagrant locust) is the source of this 2366-nucleotide messenger RNA. RefSeq names its product protein SERAC1. The coding region runs from base 102 to 2153 and encodes 683 amino acids. The transcript has 15 exons. NCBI's taxonomy places the organism in Eukaryota, Metazoa, Arthropoda, Insecta, Orthoptera, Acrididae. The record is from RefSeq and is a predicted model, not a curated record.